This is a messenger RNA of Solanum dulcamara, 708 nucleotides long. RefSeq lists its product as uncharacterized. Lineage: Eukaryota; Viridiplantae; Streptophyta; Magnoliopsida; Solanales; Solanaceae. The record is from RefSeq and is a predicted model, not a curated record. The transcript has 4 exons. Bases 212 to 577 code for a protein of 121 amino acids.
CUACUCGAAGGUCUAGAGAAAUCGAUCAUCUACAUCUUCUUCAACAUCAACUCCAAUCAGGGAUUUCGGCGGCUUAAUCCCACCAAAUUAGUGAAAGUAGAAAGCAACCGAGCUUGAGUGGCAUCCACCUGGGCGUUUAAAAUCUCACAAACGCCUGAAUCCAACUCGAUGAAGAUUUCUUCAGCUCACCGCACAGUUUCAACAAAUCCAAAUGAGGUUGAGCUUCGGGGAGCUAAUACUUCUGCAUCGAGUUCAAGAUUCAUUGGCAUCAACUCUAAGUUACAGACAGUACCAUCAUCACUUUGUAAUGCCUGAUGCUAUUCAGUCUCUGGAGGAAAUCUUCCACUUUUACAGGCCACUACUUGAAGAGGUUCAUGAUAGGUAUGGUGGCUUGCUGAUCCUUUCAUGUCCCCUCUUCAAGGCUGCUGAUCUCUGGAUGAUUCUGCACAUGAUUGGAAUUAUUUAUAUGUUGCUCAAUGAUCAUCUUCUGGUUCUUGUCAAAUGCUUUAGUGAUCCACUCUUUUGUGGAUUCCUGUUUGUUGUUUUCAUCAUUUGUAAUAGUUUUCUCAACUUGUGACUGCCCUUUAUCUGCCAUAUUUUCUUUAUCAUGUUGUUGUAGUUCACCCUCUCCUAUUGACAUACCCUGUUCCUCCAUAGUAGAUAUAUCAGCUAGAGCAGCAAAAGAAUUGCCCCUAUUUACUCCUUUAA